This is a messenger RNA of Penicillium odoratum, 1662 nucleotides long. Its product is annotated as MFS transporter. The transcript has 4 exons. Lineage: Eukaryota; Fungi; Ascomycota; Eurotiomycetes; Eurotiales; Aspergillaceae. Gene Ontology annotation, molecular function: transmembrane transporter activity. Bases 1 to 1662 code for a protein of 553 amino acids. The record is from RefSeq and is a predicted model, not a curated record. Gene Ontology annotation, biological process: transmembrane transport.
AUGGUAUUAACAAAUCAGGCAAGAUCACACACUUCGCUCGACUACGGUUUCCCUACUGUACAACUUUUUCUGCUGGCGAUAUGUCGUGUGGCCGAGCCAAUUGCCUUGACUUCCAUUCUGCCAUACUCAUGGGCAAUGGUCAAGGAUUUUCACGUGGUCAAUAGCGGUGAUUCCUCAUUCUAUGCCGGAAUUCUGAUCUCCGCCUUUUCCCUGGCGGAGGCCCUCACAGGCAUGUUUUGGGGGAGUCUUGCAGAUCGACUUGGGCGAAAGCCCAUUCUUCUCUCUGGUUGCUGUGGUACCAUGCUCUCUCUACUUGUGGUGGGGUUCGCUCCAAACUUCUGGGUCGCUUUGGCAGGCCGCGCUCUUGGUGGAGCGCUCAAUGGGAACAUUGGAGUCAUUCAAACCAUGGUGGGAGAAUUGGUUAAACGACCUGAACAUGAACCCCGUGCCUACGCUAUCAUGCCUUUCGUCUGGUCCAUUGGCACUAUCAUUGGGCCUGCCAUUGGAGGCUUGCUUGCAAGACCUGCGGACGGUUUUCCUAACCUUUUCCCUCGGGAUGGUCUUUUUGGGCGGUUUCCAUAUUUGCUGCCCAAUCUCGUCUGUUCCUUUCUUCUUCUUCUGAGCAUCAUUGGUAGCUGGCUGUUUCUCCAGGAGACUCAUCCUGAUAUGCAAUCUGAUUGCGAUCGUUACUUUCAGCACACGUCAGUCGACCAGCCUCUUCUAGCGACUUCAGGAACAACCGCCAAUGCGACGGUUGACCUUCGAGCCGAUUCAUACGGCACAUUUGACCAGGUUAGCUUAUACGAAGACAAGAACUGGGAGCUGCAGGCAGAUGGAACUGCAACUACCUGGAAACAAUCAACUGAGCCAAAAGCAUUCACAUGGCGUGUGACUAUGCUGAUCCUUGCUCUCGCUAUCUUCACUUAUCACUCGAUGACCUACGACCAUUUGCUGCCCAUAUUCCUUCAAGACGACCGCACUCGGAAUCCAUCCGCCACAUUAUCCGUUCCGUUCAAUAUUCCCGGGGGGGUUGGGCUUUCAACUCAGACUGUCGGUGUGAUCAUGUCGACUGAUGGCAUCAUUGCACUCGUGAUUCAAAGUAUGAUUUUCCCUGCAUUCGCUCAUUGGCUUGGGGUGUGGCGACUCUUCGUUGUGGUGACGAUCCUUCAUCCCAUCUCAUAUUUCAUGGUCCCAUUUUUAGUAUUCCUGCCGCAGAGUCUUGUCUUUUUCGGCAUCUAUGCUUGUAUGAUUGUCCGCAAUCUUCUCUCCAUCAUUGCCUUCCCCGUGCUCCUGAUUCUCAUUAAGCAAGCCAGUCCAUCGGACGCGGUUAUGGGCAAAAUCAAUGGCCUUGCCGCCUCUGCUGGAGCCGCCUCACGCACAAUGGCUGCUCCCAUUGCGGGAUUGCUGUAUGGAGCUGGUUCAGAAAUCGGUUGUACUGCCGUGGCUUGGUGGGGAAGCACCUUUGUCGCGCUGCUGGGGGCUUUCCAGAUUUGGCUCAUUCAACAGAAAAAGCUCUCACUGGCGAGCGACAAAUCAGCUAUGCCGUGUCACCUUUCUCCAGUUUCUGAUCGAUGCCCCAAUGAAACUGCUCAUAUCGUUGUGACUGACGCACACAGUAAUGAUGCUCCGCAAUCUUUACUUACCUCAUCAUUGAGAGAGUGA